AUGGGCCGAGCUCCCUGCUGUGAUAAAAUCGGACUAAACAAAGGCCCAUGGUCUCCUCAAGAAGAUCGAAUACUCAUUCAUUUUAUUCGCAUGAAUGGCCAUGGGAACUGGCGUGCAGUCCCUAAACAAGCAGGACUCUUAAGAUGCGGUAAAAGCUGUCGUCUAAGGUGGGUCAAUUACCUCAGACCAGAAAUUAAACAUGGGAAUUUUACUUCUGAAGAGGAAGAGACUAUUAUUAAGCUUCAUCAACUUCUGGGCAACAGGUGGUCGGCUAUUGCUUCACGUCUGCCUGGAAGAACAGAUAACGAGAUAAAGAAUGUGUGGAAUACUCGCUUGAAGAAGCGGGUUUCAAGAGUGGGACUCGAUCCAGUAACACAUCAACCCAUUUCU
Molecule: messenger RNA, 390 nt
Organism: Cryptomeria japonica (Japanese cedar)
Lineage: Eukaryota; Viridiplantae; Streptophyta; Pinopsida; Cupressales; Cupressaceae
Product: transcription factor MYB17-like
Exons: 4
Source: RefSeq, a predicted model, not a curated record